This is a messenger RNA of Cajanus cajan (pigeon pea), 4431 nucleotides long. RefSeq names its product kinesin-like protein KIN-4C. NCBI's taxonomy places the organism in Eukaryota, Viridiplantae, Streptophyta, Magnoliopsida, Fabales, Fabaceae. Gene Ontology annotation, biological process: microtubule-based movement; mitotic spindle organization; spindle elongation. The record is from RefSeq and is a predicted model, not a curated record. Gene Ontology annotation, molecular function: ATP binding; microtubule binding; microtubule motor activity. Gene Ontology annotation, cellular component: microtubule associated complex.
CCCCUUCGUUUCGUUCCCUUCUGUUCCUUCUCCAACGGCGCAGAAACACCCUUUUCCGUUGUUGAUUCUCCCUUCUCUUCUCUCACACUGUUCCUCACAGGAUAAGCUCACACACGAAAUCUCUUUCCGUAUGAUCGCUUCAGAGUUCCGCCAGUUUCGACGCUUCGUGUUAUUCACAUUCAUUGAUUUUUGCAUGCAAAUAGAUUUCUAGGGUUUCCAAGACGGCUCGAGUUAGACAGAGAUGGAGAAUGCAGAAUGCGUGCGAGUGGCGGUGAAUAUUCGUCCCCUGAUUACGUCGGAGCUUCUUCUUGGCUGCACAGAUUGUAUUUCCGUUGUUCCCGGUGAACCUCAGGUGCAAAUAGGAUCGCAUUCUUUCACGUUUGAUUAUGUAUAUGGUAGCACGGGAUCACCUUCCUCUGCAAUAUAUGAUGAUUGUGUAGCGCCGCUUGUUGAUGCACUCUUCCAUGGAUAUAAUGCCACAGUUCUUGCAUACGGUCAGACGGGCUCUGGGAAAACAUACACCAUGGGCACUGAUUAUAAUGGAGAGGGAAGUAGUGGUGGAAUUAUACCCAUGGUAUUGGAAACCAUAUUCAACAAAGUUAAGGCUACAAAUGACUCCACGGAAUUCUUGAUUAGAGUAUCAUUUAUUGAGAUAUUUAAGGAAGAGGUUUUUGAUUUGCUUGAUCCUAAUUCAUCUAAAGGAGAGGCGGCAUCAACGGCAAAGGUUGCUGUGCCUACCAGAGUUCCCAUACAAAUCAGAGAAACUGCGAAUGGAGGAAUAACACUUGCUGGAGUGACUGAGGCUGAUGUCAAGACAAAAGAAGAAAUGACAUCGUAUCUCUUAAGUGGUUCAUUGUCACGUGCCACUGGGAGUACAAACAUGAAUAGUCAAUCAAGUCGUUCACAUGCUAUCUUCACGAUCACAAUGGAGCAAAAGAAUGGUGAUGACAUCUUAUGUGCCAAACUCCAUUUAGUGGACCUAGCUGGAUCUGAACGUGCGAAACGAACUGGUGCGGAUGGCUUGCGUUUAAAAGAAGGAAUUCAUAUCAACAAGGGUUUAUUAGCUCUUGGAAAUGUAAUAAGUGCGUUGGGAGAUGAAAAAAAGCGAAAAGAAGGAGGCCAUGUGCCAUAUCGUGAUAGCAAGUUAACGCGCCUACUUCAGGAUUCUCUUGGAGGAAACAGCAAAACUGUGAUGAUAGCAUGUGUUAGUCCCGCUGACACAAAUGCUGAAGAGACAUUGAACACUUUAAAGUAUGCAAACCGAGCUCGUAACAUUCAGAACAAGGCAAUUAUUAAUCGUGACCCAGUGGCAGCUCAGGUGCAAACAAUGCGGAAUCAGAUUGAGCAAUUGCAUGCCGAGCUUCUAUUUUACAGAGGUGAUGCCAGUGGACCAAUUGAGGAGCUUCAGAUGCUUAAACACAAAAUAUCCUUACUUGAAGCAAGUAAUGCAGAGCUACAAAAGGAGCUUAAAAGACGCCAAGUAACCUCCGAGAGUUUAGCACAACGUGCUCUCGAGGCCCAGGUUGAAAAGGAUCAAUUAAUUUUGAAAAUAGAAUCAAUUCGUAACGGUAAAUCAUGGGACGAGAUUGACUCAAAUUCAAAUCAGGAUUAUGACCUACUGAAAUCUUACGUGUCAAAGAUCCAAGAUUUGGAAGGAGAGUUGCUAAAUUUGAAAACUUCAAAUGCCACGAAUUCAAGCCGUUUUGUUGACUGUGCUGAUUCCGAUGAUGAUGGAUAUGAAUCAAAACAUGCUUUAUUUGCACGAGAUGAGAUGGAAGAUGAUGCAAAGGAACUAGAACACUCAUCUAUUCAAGAAAAGUUGGAUGAAGAACUCAAAGAAUUGGAUAAGAAACUUGAACAAAAGGAGGCUGAAAUGAAGCUGAUCAGUAAUGCUGAUCCUUCAGUUCUCAGACAUCAUUAUGAAAAGAAACUUCUUGAGAUGGAACAAGAAAAGAAAAUUUUACAGAAAGAAAUUGAGGAACUGAAGUGCAAUCUUGCAAAUAUUUCAUCCACCUCUGAUGACGGGUGUCAAAAAUUGAAGCAGGAUUAUCUUCAAAAAUUGAAUACUCUUGAGGCACAGGUAGCAGAGUUGAAGAAGAAACAAGAUGAUCAGGCUCAACUCCUGAAGCAAAAACAGAAGAGUGAUGAGGCUGCAAAACGACUUCAGGAUGAGAUCCAGAAAAUUAAAGCACAAAAGGCUCAUCUUCAAAAUAAGAUUAAGCAGGAAUCUGAACAGUUUAGGAUAUGGAAAGCUUCACGUGAAAAAGAAGUUCUCCAGCUUAAGAAAGAGGGGAGAAAGAAUGAACAUGAGAUGCAUAAGCUGUUAGCAUUGAAUCAGAGACAAAAGAUGGUAUUGCAAAGGAAGACAGAAGAAGCUUCCUUGGCCACGAAAAGGUUGAAAGAACUUCUAGAAUCACGAAAGGCUUCCUCACGUGAAACUAUGGGUGUUGGAGGUGGGAAUGGCCCUGGAACUCAGGCUUUGAUGAAAGCAAUUGAACAUGAGAUUGAAGUCAAUGUCCGGGUGCACGAAGUUCGUUCAGAAUGUGAACAUCAAAAGGAAGUGAGAGCUAAAAUGGCGGAGGAGAUGACGAGGUUAAAGGAAGAAGCACAAAUGAUGAAGCAAAAUAGUACAAGUGAUUGUUCCACAUCAAUGUCUCCUGGUGCAAGAAAUUCUAGGAUUUUUGCCCUUGAAAACAUGCUUUCGACUUCUUCUGCAACUCUAGUGUCUAUGUUAUCCCAGUUAUCAGAGGCAGAAGAACAGGAGCGGGUUUUCAGUGGUAAAGGGCGCUGGAACCAAGUCCGGACCCUUGCUGAUGCCAAGAAUUUGAUGAAUUAUUUGUUUAAUAUUGCAUCUUCGUCCAGGUGUUUAUUACGUGAUAAAGAAGUGAUUUGUAGAGAGAAGGACACGGAAAUGAGAGACCUUAAACAAAAAGUAGUGGGGUUAAGCUACUUACUCCGACAGUCAGAAAUGAUAAAAACUGAACUUACUAAUAAGUUGAAGUUGCAGAGUGAAGCUUUGAAAAGAUUCUCAGAUGUGGAAGAUUCAGAAUAUUCUGACGUGAAUGUUGGAGCUCACAAGUAUGACUUGCGCAAGCCGGAAUACCGCCGGUCUACCCUUCUAUUGGAGGACAUGGAUACAUCUGAGACAGAGUCAGAUGAUUAUGAUUUAACAGAUGAUGAGUGGGAAGAAUCAGGAAAAUUAAGGGUUGGGAAAAAGAAAUCUAAAACAAGACGCUCAGACAUGGAAAAUAAUCAAUCCAAUAUCAACAUUUCAGAAGAUUUUAAAGAAAAUUCAAGUGAUGUAGUUGUAGAUGCAUAUGGGGAAACUGCAUCGGAUAUUUGCUGCCCUUGUAGUAGAACCUCAUCAUGCAAGACAACAAAAUGCAAGUGCAAAGCUUUGGGCUGUAGUUGUGGGAGUUCUUGCGGUUGCUUAGCAACCAAGUGUGCCAACAGAGCAUCAUCAAAUGAAUCACACGAGCCAACUCAAUCGAGAUUGGUUCAAAGGUGCGGAAAUAAUCCAUGUAGCGAAGAAACAGACAAUGAUCGCCAUCUUGUUACUCAAGGUGCAGAGUUACUUCAGGGAGCACUGAUUGAUACGCUUGCCCGGACAAACAGUGACCAAGGGCCCAGAAAACCCCUCUCUGACAUAGGAAAUACACAGGUCAAAUCAAAUACCAAUAAUGGAAAUGAGAGGAAGAAAUCGCGGACAUCCACGGUAAUUAUUGUUCCAGAUCGGCUACCACCUUCGCCGCAGCCACAGAAUUUCGAAGUCCCCAACCUCAACCCGAGGAAAGAAAAUAACACCAUUAUUAAUGAAACAAAUGCCAGUGUGAAUAAACCAACACAUAAAAGGUCCAAAUCCAGACCGGAAAAUGCUGCAUGCGUCCCUAGGGCAGAGGGUAAUUUUUUGGACCCAGAUGUACACUUGAAAGCAGCAUCAAGGACUUUUCGAAGGGCAGCAUCAUCUAACAGUAGCGUGCCAUUUUGGGACAGAAAUGCUGGCAAAUCUGAUCAAUCUGUUAGUAAAGAACCUGAAGCUUUUGAAACAAGGAGUUCUCUACGAAAGAAAAGAACACUAGACGAAAAAGAGAACAACAGACGCUGAUCAUUUUGUUGAUGUUUAUACCCAAAGGAACACUAACCAACACGUCUUGCGGGGAUUUUGUUGAAGAAAGAAGAUAUCGGUGGUAUGCGCUAAUCAGUUUGAAGUGCAUUUGGCUCGAUUUUCUUGGUUCCUAUACUGUUAAUUUAAGCAUUCCAUGAGGUUUUAGAUGAAGGGCCGGAACUGAUAGUCUUCUGCAUGAUGAGGUGAAAAUAUGAUGGGUCAAAGCUCAGUGUUUGAGUCGAAUCCCUCAGUGGUAAAAAUCUUUUCUGCUGAAUGGUCAUAGUAGUGUAAAUUGAUAAAGUUUUAAUUGGAAGAAUAAUUUUAAG